Molecule: messenger RNA, 1083 nt
Organism: Aspergillus puulaauensis
Lineage: Eukaryota; Fungi; Ascomycota; Eurotiomycetes; Eurotiales; Aspergillaceae
Product: SDR family oxidoreductase
Exons: 6
Coding region: 1-1083 (360 amino acids)
Source: RefSeq, a predicted model, not a curated record
AUGUCCACAACCAAACCCAAGGUUGCCUUCGUCACCGGCGCGAACGGAAUUAGUGGCAACGCCAUCAUGGAGCAUUUAAUUCGCACACCCAAGACAGAAUGGUCAAAGAUUAUUAUCACCUCCCGCAGCCCCCUCAAGGCUCCUUACUGCCAUGAUGUGACACACGCUUACUAUACCUCCUAUGUGCAUACCGACGAUUUCGCACGCCUGAAGGUCUUGAACGUACCCCUGUUUAAGAACUUCCUUACGGCAAUUGAUCAAGUUGCAAGGAAUACUCUUCAAAGAGUGUGUCUCCAGACCGGUGGAAAGCACUACGGAGCGCAUCUGGGCCCGGUGAAGCAGCCAAGCAGCGAGGAACACCCACGGUACGAUGAUAACGGGGAUAACUUCUACUAUCCGCAAGAGGACUUUAUGUUCGCGAUGCAAAAGGACAGAGGCUGGACGUACAACAUUAUCCGGCCCAAUGCGAUUAUAGGGUUCACGCCAGGAGGCAAUGGAAUGUCUGAAGCUCUCACACUGGCCUUGUAUUUUCUCAUCUGCCGAGAAAAGGGAGAAUUCCCGCGUUUUCCUGGGAAUCAGUUCUUCUAUACCUGCCCGGACGACAAUUCAUAUGCACCCAGUCUUGCCGAUCUAAGCGUUUGGGCUACCACAGCCCCAGCGGCAGCGAAUGAGGCCUUCAACCAUGUGAACGGAGAUACAUUUGUCUGGAGGUACUUCUUCCCGAAGAUUGGGAAUUAUUUCGGCUUAGAGGUCCCAGAAACAACCAAAUUCGGCGCAACAGGCGAGGAGGGUACCCACAGCGAGAACGAAUUCAAAAUGGGUGAGUGGGCAGCUGACAAGAAGCCCGUGUGGGAGGAAAUCUGCCGGAAGUACGGCGGAAACCCGGAAGCCUUCAACUGGGGUACGUGGGGGUUCUUUGACUGGGCUGUCGGCAAGGCCUGGCCCACGGUCAGCUCUAUCACCAAGGCGAGGAAGUUUGGGUGGAAUCGGUAUGAUGACACCUACGAGAGUUGGAUUGAAACGUUCCGCUCGUUUGAAAAUGCGGGGAUUUUACCGCGCAACGGGGGUAAGAAGGUACCGUGA